CCUUCUUCCCUCCUUUUCUCCUUAUUGUCUGCAUCACCUUCCUUUCACACGCCAUCUUUGCUUGUCCUCCCCCGUCACCUACUUCACCCUUACACCUCCCCCACCGUCCCUUCGUCGUAGAGACCGAACAGCGAUACCGAAAUUUUCUAACACGAUUCACCUGUCACCACACCUUUGAUAAUCCGUCAAGUACCUUCGAAGCAGACCACCAAACAGCGAGUUGAGUUGACCUUUCGGCCGUGGUCGUCGUUAUGGGGCUGGGUAAACUAUCGGUGCGCAUCAAUGGCGCCGAGUGCGGCGUGGAAGCUAUCCUGCUUGGUGUCGUCACCAGCAUAGGAGGCUUCCUCUUCGGCUACGAUACCGGUCAGAUUUCCGGCAUGCUCCUCUUCACCGACUUCCGCCGCCGCUUCGCCACCGAAACCGACAGCGAUGGCAACGCCGACUGGAACCCUUUGCUCCAGUCCCUCCUCGUCUCCCUCAUGAGCAUCGGUACCCUCCUGGGUGCCUUGUCCGGCGCGUAUACCGCCGACUGGUGGGGACGCCGAAAGUCACUGUCGUUUGGUGUCGCCAUCUUCAUCAUCGGCAACAUCGUCCAGAUCACCGCCAUGAACACCUGGGUCCACAUGAUGAUGGGCCGCUUCGUCGCCGGUCUCGGUGUCGGUAACCUCUCCGUCGGUGUGCCCAUGUUCCAGUCCGAGUGCGCCCCGCGCGAGAUCCGCGGCGCCGUUGUCGCCUCGUACCAGCUCGCCAUCACAUUCGGUAUCCUCAUUUCCAACAUCAUCAACUUUGGUGUCCGCAACAUCCAGGAUUCCGACGCCUCGUGGCGCAUCGUCAUCGGUCUGGGACUCGCCUUCUCCCUGCCCCUCGGUAUCGGCGUCCUUGCCGUCCCCGAGUCGCCUCGUUGGUUGGCCGCCCGCCACGAUUGGGACGGCGCCCGCUUGUCCCUGGCCCGCCUCCGCGGUCUGAAACAUGAUCCCCAGCAUCAGCUCGUCGAGAUGGACGUCAGGGAAAUGUACAAGGUCCUCGAGGAGGAAUCCCGUGUUGGCGUCGGCUCCUGGGCCGAGUGUUUUACGGGCAGGCCUUCCGGCAUCCCUAAGCUCGUCUACCGCACCUUCCUCGGCGCCGGCAUCCACUUCCUCCAGCAGUGGACUGGCGUUAAUUACUUCUUCUACUACGGCGCUACCAUCUUCGAGUCCGCCGGUGUGGACGAUCCCAUCCUGACCCAGCUCAUCCUCGGCGCUGUCAACGUCGUCAUGACCUUCUACGGCCUUUAUAUCGUCGAAAAGUACGGUCGACGCUGGCCGCUCUUCCUCGGUGCCUUGUGGCAGGCCGUCUGGCUUUGCAUCUUCGCUUCCGUCGGUGUGGCCCUGCCCCCUGAGGACAACCCCACCACCGGUAUCGUCAUGAUUGUCGCCGCUUGCAUGUUCAUCGCCUCGUUUGCCGGAACCUGGGGUCCCAUGGCCUGGGUCGUCAUCGGCGAGACCUUCCCCGUCCGGACCCGCGCCAAGCAAGCCUCCUUCGCCACCGCCUGCAACUGGCUCGGCAACUUCCUCAUCUCCUUCCUCUCCCCCAUCGCCGACGACGGCAUCGGCUACGCCUAUGGCUACGUCUUCGUCGCCUGCAACCUGGUCGGCGCCGCCGUCAUCUGGUUCUUCUUCUACGAGUCCCGUGCCCUUUCCCUCGAGAACGUCGACCGCAUGUACGGCCAGCCCCACGUCAAGCCCUGGACCUCCAACAAGUGGGUGCCCCCCGGCUACAUCACCCGCGAGAAGCGCGACCCGAACGCCUACGACGACGAUGCCGGCGUUAACGACGCUGCGGCUGCGGGUGCGAGGGCUGAGAUUAGGGAGAAGCGGGGGGAACGGAGUAACAGCGAGGAACCCAUCGCUUCGCAUGUUAAUGGCAGUGGUUCGUCGCCGAGUCCGUCGGACGUGGAGGCCGGUAAGGCUAAGGCCCAGUAAUUUCUCUUUAAAAUCAGGACGGGGGAGGGGGGUUUUGUAUUGCUUGCCUGCCGUUUAGAGAAAAAGGAUUCAAAUUGACUUUUAACGAUAUUUCUUGUCACAUUAUAUGUAUACUACUAUGUAUUAGAUAUUUUGGGAAUGGCCGGAGCUCCUUUGUGCUUUAUUUAGUGUAUACCAGAAAUUGCUACUCAGGUCAGCAUCAAUCUCCCAUACGAGUCGCUGCUCGCGAAACGUCCCAUAAUCCACCCACGCGAGCAAGGUUUGACGGGGACA
Messenger RNA from Sodiomyces alkalinus F11, 2234 nucleotides. RefSeq names its product high-affinity glucose transporter ght2. The coding region runs from base 252 to 1961 and encodes 569 amino acids. The record is from RefSeq and is a predicted model, not a curated record. NCBI's taxonomy places the organism in Eukaryota, Fungi, Ascomycota, Sordariomycetes, Glomerellales, Plectosphaerellaceae. Gene Ontology annotation, molecular function: carbohydrate:proton symporter activity. Gene Ontology annotation, biological process: transmembrane transport; carbohydrate transport. The transcript has 3 exons. Gene Ontology annotation, cellular component: membrane.